UGAGAUUUGAUGUUUCAAUAAAAAAUCACCAAUAACCAUCUUUUCAAUACCAUUGAAGGUUAGCCCAGGAUUGAUAUUAGAGUGUAUGUUGGCAAUGGACUUCACGAAUACCCAGGACAUUAUUGAUGGGUACUUGAGGGGACAACAAGCCCGGACCAAAGAACAACCUAUUCUGCAUUCACGAAGUACUUCUGGUAAGACACGAGCAGAUAGUAAUAACCCAUCACCGCAUUUGAAGAAGCGACAAUAUAGUGGGAAUAGUAUGAUAGAUGACAUUACUGUGUUUGGAGAAGAGGACCGUGAUAAUUUGAUGGGAGGAUUGUAUAUCGACCCGGAUAUUGAUCGAUUAUUGAGAAUAGAUGAUUUACUGCUUGACUUGAGUCGAGAUAAUAGUAUAGAUUUGAAUAGAGGCAUAAUAGAAUCACCAACAGAUUCUAUAUCUAUUCCGAGUCCGAUAAGAUUCAGGAGCCGAGAAGAACGACCCGAACAGAAGAGUAAGAACAAAGAGCCAUUUGAUCAAGAUGUACAGAGACUACUUUCAAUUGGUAAAGGGGAUGUUAUGCCCAAUUUCGAAGAGCUGAUUAGUAAAGAUGAAGAAGAGGAUUUUGACGAUGAAAAACUUUUAGAACAAACCCAUAAAGCUAUACAAUCAUUACCGGUUUCAAUAACUGGGAAUCGAGAAUUUGAAAAAUAUGAAAAGAUGUUGAAUUCUGCAGUUGCCAAAGCAGUUAAACUGACCGAAGAACAUCGGAGAGAAAACCUCGAGGUGGUUAAGGAAAGAGAUGAAAUGAGAAGGAGAAACCAAGCAUUGCAAGAAGAAAUAUUGAUAUUAAAGCAAAAAAGUGAAAAGCAACAAGAAAAAUUGAGGGAUAAUCAGAAUCGGAUAAAUAAUAUGUCCAAGGUGCAUCAAGAAAGAGAAAUGAUUAUGGAAAGAGAACGGGGGUUAAUGAAGAAGAGACUUGAAGAAACCAACCGGAAUAGCAAUGAGAAUUCCCAAUUAGUUAAAGAGAAUGAAUUAUUGAGAGAAAAGUUAAUAAAAUACAAAGGACUAUAUGAAGAACAGAAGAAGACCAAGCCUACAGCAGAAGCAGAAGAAAAGAGACAGGAGCCAUUGAAGAAUGAUGCUAUUGAAAAAGAAGGGAUGGUUGAAGAAUUGGUCAGAAAAUUGAUGGAUACAAUUUCCAAUAAUAAAAAGGAACCCGUAGAAACGGAGAUUAAAGAAGAGAAAAAAACAGAACCUGGCAAAAUGAAAAUGUUGGAAGUGUUUGAACAAGCGUUUGAGCAAUUGAAGAAUGAAGAGACUGACCCGAGAAUAGAAACUCCAAAAGAAGGAGAACAAAAUAAGAUGAUUCAACUAUUGAUUGGGAUUCGAGAUAGUCUUGAUAAGUUGCUCAAUGAGAAGUCGGCACCGCCGAGCUCCUCAAGCGUGAAGCCGGUGGCUGAAACAUCAAGACUGAAAAGUAACAGGAGUAAAGACGUAAUGGUGUAUUGUCAAUGUGAUAAACGAGAUUUGGGGGACGAGACGGUUGACAGUUUAGAUUUCACCAAUGAGAGUACAAGCACCGGGGAAAGACCCCGGUGUGAGACCUGUGCAAUUGCAAUGGAGGCCUUGAAUAGGUUACAACGAGAAAACAGGAGGUUGAAGAGAAGACCCAGACGAGUGGGCCGGAGUCGCAAAAUAUUGAGUAGUUCCACCUCAGUGGGAGGACCACAAGAGGACGAAUACGAGGAUGUGACUGAGGAAGGCCGAAAAGAAGGUACCCAAACGUUAAUGGGUCAAUAUAGAUGGAAUAAUACUGUUUAAUAUAUAAUGAGUAUAAUAAAUACGUAAUUUGCGC
Molecule: messenger RNA, 1838 nt
Organism: Hyphopichia burtonii NRRL Y-1933
Lineage: Eukaryota; Fungi; Ascomycota; Pichiomycetes; Serinales; Debaryomycetaceae
Exons: 1
Coding region: 95-1804 (569 amino acids)
Source: RefSeq, a predicted model, not a curated record